Penicillium manginii is the source of this 1959-nucleotide messenger RNA. Its product is annotated as fungal specific transcription factor domain-containing protein. NCBI's taxonomy places the organism in Eukaryota, Fungi, Ascomycota, Eurotiomycetes, Eurotiales, Aspergillaceae. The transcript is spliced from 4 exons. Gene Ontology annotation, cellular component: nucleus. The record is from RefSeq and is a predicted model, not a curated record. Bases 1 to 1959 code for a protein of 652 amino acids.
AUGGAUCUCAUGCUCGAGGGUUCAAUGUCGACCAACGAAAUUGACCCAGAGACGCCAAAAUCGUAUUCGCGGGGACUUGAAAGCCGCGAGGCUACAGCUGAAUCGAGCAACAUGCAGGAAUCACCCGCGAGACAAGAUGGCUCCAAUGAUAUUAUGAGUCUGCAGCUUCCCGAGGUCAUGCCGUUUACAUUACCAUCCAAAGAAAUUGUGUCAGAAUCAAUCGGUCUCUAUUUCAGAUACUGCCACAAGCAGCCUCUCUGGCUUCUCGAUCCUGAGGACUUAGCUUCGCCAGAGAACUGUCGAAAUGAGGUUAUCUUCGGAGUCCUCACUCUUGCUCUGCGCUAUUCGGAUAAUCCUCUCUUGGAAGGAAGAAAGGAUCAAAUGUGUCGCCAGUAUGCGGAGUCCGCGCGUGGUCUCGUUAUGUUUCGCAUUGCUCAAGGGAGUGUGGACCUGUCUACGAUGCAGAGCCUUUGCCUGAUUGCACUCGCGGAAUACAUCUGUCAGUCCGAAUGGCUACAAAUGAUACCGAUCUUGCCUGGCUACAUAUUGGUCUUGUCACGAAUCUCGCGAAAUGCGGGGGGGCUUGACGUUGAACAAAACGAAGGUGCCAUUUUUCCUGCUUCGGAAGCAAAGCGAAGACUAUUCUGGAGUAUACACUUCUUGGACCAGCAGUAUGGCCUUCGAAAUAUGCAGUUGGAUAUGUUCCAGGAUAUUCAACGACCUGUUUACAUGGCCAUGGGAAUGGGAUCUCCCCGGGAAAUGGGUACUAAACCACCCCAGCUUCCCCAGGAGACAGGGUCCUUUUCAGCAAGAGGUGAUAUCUGGGUUUACAUGGUACAGUUGGGCUGCUUCUGGAGCGAGGUACAACAGUAUGUAUCCCAUUGCUCGGUCGGUGACGCAACACCACCUUGGUCGGUGAAAUCCGGCUACUCGAUCCUGGGGGCUCAUUUGAUGGAUAUCGAAACCAAGUUCCCAACUCGCCACCGAUGGGACUCGGUGAGAUUUUGGGAGCAACCUAAAGAAGACCUUCAAGCAGAGCGUUGGUACUGGAGUUCGUGGCUAUAUCUUCAAUUUACCUACCACGCAAUCCACAGCGUCCUUAAUCACCCAUUUAUCUACUCGUGGCGCCCGCAGCAGUCUUCUCAGCUUUCUGUUCCAAACACCUUCUGGAAAACAUCCUCAGAGCUCGCCCUGAUUCACUCAACCUGGACAGUCCGACUGAUUGAAAUGAUCACCGAAAAAGAAUACUCGCUUUCAGAUCCGUUUCUGGCUCAUACUGUCUCGAUCGCGGCGACAAUUCAUAUUUACUAUUGCCGGGCUGCAGAUCCAGCUAUCCGAGAAUCUGCCCAACGCGCUGUUGAAAUUUGUACAAAGUUCCUGGGCGAGCUAGCAAAAAAAUGGCCGCGCUGCCAGACAAUGUACCAAAAACUACAAACUCUCGUCCAUUCGGCUUUCACUGGGAGUCCAGAUUCAAACAAUAAGCGAUCCUCACGGCGGACGCUAUCGAUAGAUACCGCUCUAAUGUGGGAUAUUCUUCUGCACAACUCAUCUCGAUCAUCAUCAUAUUCAUCUACAGGGGACGGGCUUUUCGACUUGUCGUUCUUACAAGCGCAAACCCCAAGCGAGAAGCAUCAUGACAAACUCACCGUUGAGACAGAGAUAUUCCAUCGCUCAACAAGAGCGGUGGAUACUUCCGAUGGAGGUCAGGCAUUACCGCCAUAUUCAAGUACAGUGGGCGAGCGCGAUCGGGAUAGUUCGCAAAGUCCCAUGCACGGUCCUUGGAAUGUGGACACCAUCGAUAGCAACGCAACUCAGAUCCCGCUACCACGAGAGCCGUUUUUUAAUGGGCCGGGCGUUCAAGGAGAUAUGUCUUUCAUGGAUAUUACACAUGAUCCAUUCUUUCAGUUUCAGGAUCAUCAGCAGCCGUACUUGGGGAUUUGGGAGAUUGGAAAUUUGUAA